UUUGUGGAGAAUGCAAUUACUUAUUUCUUCAAGAUGUUGAGUAAUCAAACAUUUGAAAACAUUAGUUAUUUAUGUGCAAGUGCAAAUACAUUUCAAUCCGUCAUUACAGAUAUUCAUCAGUUUAUUUUAAAUAGCAAAAGGCAAGGAUCAUGUGCAUUCAAUCUAAAGUGCGUUAAUCAACCUUCCAAAUUCCAUUCCACUAAAUUUGCAUGCAAUACAUUUCCAUUUAACUGAUGCAGUAACCUAUGUAUCCUUGACUCUGAUAACGAAUGUAGUUUCUGCACAUUUAAUGGCACCAUCAAUCUUGAUUAAUCGAAGCAAACAAUGGGCUUAUUUUUGGACAGGGACUUAUGCUAAACAUUGUAAUGCGAAUAAGUUAACGAGCUCAUUUUACGCAAUCAUUAAAAUUUAAAAAUCUCUCAUGCAUUUCCUGAUUUCUCCAGCCCAGCACACACACCUUCCUUAACACCAACUAACCAAACACUCAUUAUCUGAUUAUUAGUUUUAUGUAUCAUUUUACUGGACUUUACUCAAUCACUAAAAAAUCCAACUAAAAAUGCAAACUUCUUCCUGACCGUGACACUGAACUUGUCGAAGCAAUCUAGCGGCCAAGCGUUCAUCUAACGUUUCCAAAAAGCUAGCGAGCUGGCUGUUGCUUCUCACUCGCAGAAUGAAAAGUUGACUUCUUUAUCUCUAUGAAAAUAGAAACCCUUUAUUUCUCCGUUUCCGUAAGCAAGCAAGCGUAUGAUGGGAUCUUUUUUGGUGGCUAAAAUAAAAAGCGAGUUCGAAGCAGCUUAUUUGGAACAACAUAGUCCAAUCCAAUAUAUACACAGGUUGGCAACUGAAUUGGAUGGAGAAUUAAAGUGUCCAGUUAAACAUCUUCCCAUUUUUGAUAGUUUAUUCACUCCCUCAUAAAGCGUGUAUUGAAAUGUUUCUCCAUAAUAAUAAUAACUGGUGCUCCUUUUUCUUCUUCUCGUCCAUCAUAUCUCCAUCGAUUCUUUUAUUGAUCCGACCAGCAACAUAACACUUGUUUACAUAUUAAAGCCAUACAAGUACUCACUCAUUCCCAGCCAUCAUCAUUCUUUUACUCGUAAUCUUACUAAUUUCAUAAAUAAUAAUUACCAAAGUGGACACACAAUUAAGAUACUCGGCACGUCUACAUAUUUCAAUAUAGGGAACAUUUCCAAGAGAAAGCAUACUAAUUAUUACAUUCAUUACGAGCUAAUUUCUUUUUCUACGACAUCUUGAUACGUUUCUUUGGAAUGGGGACCACGUCAUUAGUAAAAUACCCUCGAAAUGUCGCCCGAAAUUUAUUAAAGUGUGAAAUAAAGCUUUAAAAAUAAUAAAUCGACAACUCACUCGUCUAGUCAUAAAAUGUUAUCUCUUUAACAAAUCCAGAAAAUCAUUUUCAUUUUUAUUAUAAUGCAACAGUAAUCUUCCACAAGAGAAAGUAAAAUUUUGAGAUUUUUUACGUAAAACACGUAUCGGGUAAUAAAAUACAAUAUAGGUUUGAAGAAAUUAAUCAACAAUAGUAACAAGGUAUUGUGAGAUAAUCAUACAUAAAAAAUCAAGCAACGUACCAAAAAUGACAAGUGCUAUAUUAAAAUACAACAAGUAGUGCUACUUAAAAUAACAAUGAUUCCUGCAAAGAUUAGCGUGUCGCGAGGUGUUUAUAACGGAAAAGUUUUGUAACAAAUUCAUCGCUGUAAAUUAAAAAUUGUAACGUGUACAACUAGUCAACGUUGGAGGCGACUGGGAUACUUUGCAAAAUUCGGUCUCGCCAUGGACUGUUUCACAACGCGUUUUCGCGACGCUGGGUGACCGGUUUUGUUUUGGGCACAAUCUUCGGAGCAAUUUCCGUCCUCUUUCUUCUCAAUCAAUACACUCUCAGCUCAAAAUUGUCACCGGAGGGAAUGGUAUUCGACUUGUCAUGGCGAGAGGUGCUAAUGGGUCAAGAUUCAAAGGCUCAAAGUGUUAAUGUAAAGUCUGUCGAGGGGGUUUUGACCCUCAAAAAUUCUAGAGGACAAUCCAUCCCCGGUACGGAAAACAUGAAGGGCGAAUCAACAGCGGGAGGAGAAGGAAAUGAUGGGAUUCCAUUGGAAAGUCCCUCAAAAUGCGAAGUGAUUGACGUCGCCAUCGUUUGUGCUGGUCACAAUUCGAGCCGAUCAGUAGUCACUCUCAUAAAAUCUGUCCUCUUCUACCGGAAGAACCCCCUCCAUCUGCAUCUCAUCGUGGAUUCCAAGGCCCACUUGAUUCUGAGGACGUUGUUCAAUACUUGGCACAUUCCACAAAUGGACGUCAGCUUUUAUUUGGCGGACAAUUUGGUGCCUGAGGUGAACUGGGUUCCGAACAAACAUUAUUCGGGGGUCUAUGGGCUGUUAAAAUUAACUUUGCCAAGAGCGCUGCCAUCCUCUCUCGAAAAAGUAAUCGUUCUCGACACGGAUGUUACCUUUGCAACGGACAUUGCACAAUUGUGGACCCUUUUCGCCAAAAUGGGUCCAUCCCAAACGCUGGGACUCGUGGAAAAUCAAAGCGAUUGGUAUUUGGGUAAAUUGUGGAAAAAUCAUCGACCUUGGCCAGCUCUUGGACGUGGCUAUAACACGGGCGUCAUCUUAAUGUCCCUCUCAAAAUUGCGCAAGAUGAAUUGGCCCCACCUUUGGCGAAUGAUUGCAGAACGUGAUCUUGAAACAAUGUUGUCAACCUCAUUAGCGGAUCAGGAUAUUUUUAACGCUGUCAUUACGCAAAAUCCUCAUAUUUUAUUUGAGAUUCCUUGUCAAUGGAAUGUGCAAUUGUCGGAUAACACCCGCAGUGAGUCGUGCUACACAGAAGUUACAGAUCUUAAAAUAAUUCACUGGAAUUCGCCCAAGAAGCUCAGAGUGAAAAAUAAACAUGCCGAGUUUUUUCGCAACCUCCACCUCACAUUUUUAGAGUAUGAUGGAAAUCUGUUGAGACGAGAAUUGUUUGGAUGUACUGCUAAUUACACCGGAGGGGCGGGCACGACUGGUUCGCUGCAAGUGGGAGUGGUUCCGACAAAUGUUGAAGAACAGAUAAGUGAAGACGACCAGUGUUACGAGUUCAGGAUCGUUAAGUUUAUCAAGUACCGAACGCACUUAUUCUAUUUGGAUUUCGAGUACGAGUCUGAGGAUGAGGCGGAUGUAACACUAGUCUCACAACUAUCCAUGGACCGGCUUCAAAUGAUUGAGUCGCUGGCGAAUCAUUGGGAAGGUCCCAUCAGCUUAGCCUUGUACAUGUCGGAUACCGAGGCACAACAAUUUCUGAGCUUUGUUCUGAGCUGCGAGCCUCUGGCACAGCGGAAAAACAUUGGAUAUCACAUAGUCUACAAGGAAGGGAGUUUGUAUCCUGUGAAUUUCCUCCGAAAUGUUGCUUUGAGGCAGGUGACAACCCCAUUCGUCUUCCUGAUUGACAUUGACUUUUUGCCCAUGCUCGCUCUCUACCCCUAUCUCAAACGAGUCAUCCCAAAUCUCCGUAUGGACGAGGGGAAUAAAGCACUGGUGGUUCCUGCUUUCGAGUCCCUACGGUAUCGCCUCAACUUCCCCAAGAGCAAGGCUGAACUCUUGAAAAUGCUUGACGUCGGAGACCUCUUCACUUUCCGGUAUCACGUCUGGGCCAAAGGUCAUCUCCCCACCGACUUUACAAAGUGGAGAUCUGCCACCACUCCUUACAGGGUAAAUUGGGAGCCCGACUUUGAACCCUAUCUCGUUCUUCGAAGAGAUGUCCCCGAAUUCGACUUGCGAUUUGCAGGCUUUGGUUGGAACAAAGUUUCUCACAUAAUGGAAUUGGAAGCCCAAGGCUACCAAUUUAUCGUCCUGCCAAACGGCUACAUUGUCCACACGCCACACUCUCCUAGUCUUGAUAUUGCGAAAUAUCGUUCUAAUCCACUUUAUAAACGGUGCUUGGACACUCUUAAGAAAGAGUUUGCAGAUGAUAUUUCUAAAAAAUAUGGCAAGACCUUUGCUCCAGAGAAAUGAUGAGAUUACGAGUACGUAUGCAUGACUCUGAAAUUAUGACGCUUCGACUGACUCCGAUGUAAUGUAUGUAGCAGCAACUUUAUCAAAGGUCCCGCGGGAACUAGCACUUAUUUUAUAAAUCACUUCAUCAAUAAAGUUAUGGAAAAGUCAUCCUAUUACAUAUGUCCGAGAAUAACAUUCCUAAUUAUAAAUCACAAUCUCCCACAGUGAAAACAUGCAACUAAAUUAUCCAUCAUUACAUCUCAACCAAAAUACCUUCCCAACUUUCCUCUCGUCCAUAUCCAAAUAAUUAUAUGAAACUAAUUUGUCAUUGAUUUACCUAUUUUAUGUAUAAAACGAAUGUUAUCCAGUUUUUAUUGAGACUUUUGUACCUUUCAUGAGACAAUAUAAACACCGCAGUACGGAUUUACAUCAGUGUAAUAACGCAUUGUAUAAUAAUGAUAAUUGAUUGGUUUACUUACAAUCAAGUCCUUAUAUGUUGUUAGUUAUAAGGAUUUUGUUUAAAAAGUCAAUCAGAAAUAAAUAAAAAAUGUAGCGAAAAUAAAAAUAUGUAUUUAAAACAA
Folsomia candida is the source of this 4552-nucleotide messenger RNA. RefSeq names its product LARGE xylosyl- and glucuronyltransferase 2. Gene Ontology annotation, molecular function: xylosyltransferase activity; glucuronosyltransferase activity. The transcript has 17 exons. The record is from RefSeq and is a predicted model, not a curated record. The coding region runs from base 1914 to 3989 and encodes 691 amino acids. Gene Ontology annotation, biological process: protein O-linked glycosylation via mannose. NCBI's taxonomy places the organism in Eukaryota, Metazoa, Arthropoda, Collembola, Entomobryomorpha, Isotomidae.